CGCGCGGCCGUUAGCGCCCCUCAGCGCCCCGCCCCCCCCCUCCCGCCUGCCCUGAGGGGAGCCCCGGGCAGGAGGGACCCGUGGGGGCUGGAGACGGGGGUCUGGGGGUCCUCGGGGGCUCUGCCCGCAGCCCCCCGGCGGCUGCUGCUCGCGGUGGUCCCCUUAGGUGUUAGUUCUCGUCAGGGUGGGAGCCGCAGGGGUAGCAGAAAGUUGUUUGUGCCUUUAAUCGAGUGCCGCCGCCUCACGGGGUAACGGCCGGCGGGAUGGGGCUGCUGCUCCCGUUGGUGGCAGCGCCGUGCCCUGACAGCCUGGCGGGGCAGCGGGCGGCAGGCUCGCCGGGAGCGUGGAAUAGAAGAGAAUCCUUGGACUGAUGGGACUUCUUCCUUCUGCCAUUGUUGUCCGGAAUUUUAAAAGUUGUAUUCUUAUUCUUCUAAAGUUUUGGGAGUCCAGUCAGAAAAGCUUGGAUCAUUUAAGUACUUUUAGCGGACACAUGGGAAGUUCAGAUCAGUUUGCACAGGUGCCUAUCCUGUCAAUGGCCAUUCUCUCCAGGCCUAGAAGCUCCAAGUGAGAUCCACAGAGAAGAAUCAUGUUAACUUCCCCUCCCGUCCGGUGGCAUUGAGUGUAACAACAUUUUGCUUCCAAAAGAGACAUCUAAAAGUCUUGGGAAGUGAGCUGUAUGGGAUGGAACAUGAGGCUACCCAGCUAGAAAAGCAGCAUGUGCAUAGUGUGUAUGAAAAUACAGCUGCUUACUUUAAUGAUCUGCAGAGCAAAGCAUGGCCUCGUGUUAGAAACUUUCUGUUGGAACAAGAGCCUGGCAGUCUCAUUGCUGACAUAGGUUGUGGAACUGGAAAGUAUCUCAGUGUCAACAGUCAGGUGUAUACUCUCGGCUGUGAUUACUGUGGACCACUGGUAGAAAUUGCAAGGAAGAGAGGCGAUGAAGUUCUGGUAUGUGACAACCUUAACCUUCCCUUUAGGGACCAGUGCUUCAACGCAGUCAUUUCCAUUGGAGUGAUCCAUCAUUUUUCAACUAAACAAAGAAGGAUCAAAGCAAUAAAGGAAAUGGCAAGGGUAUUGAUGCCUGGAGGCCAGAUGAUGGUUUAUGUUUGGGCUAUGGAACAAAAGAAUCGUCGCUUUGAGAAACAAGACGUAUUUGUUCCCUGGAACAAGGCCUUGUGCUCACGGCAUUUUUCAGAAUCAAAUCAAUCUGGAGAUAAGGGUGAGUUUGUGCAUGCUGUGAAAAGCCAAGAUAUACACCCUGCAGAGCUAGUCAUCUCUGAUUGCAGCUACCAAACCACUCUGCAGACAGAAACUAAUUCGAAACAUUCCCAAAAUACGGACCAUUGCUUAUCCAGAGCCUGCUGCAUGAAAAUUUCGGAAGAAGAAAAUAGAUUUUACAGUGCUCUAGGAAGAUCUCUCCGGUCAUGGUUUUUCUCCAGAUCCCUUGAUGAAUCAGCCAUGAGGAAGCAAACUGAAAAACUGAAGCCUCUGAAGAAUGAAGGAGAGUGGACAAACAGUACCAUGCCCAUCCAGCAUUCACGGCACUGCAGUUUGGAUUUAGGUCACCAUGGGGCACUGUUGAAAGAACAAAGUUUAGAUGAUGAUGAUGUGUUUGUAGAAAGCUCGCCUAUCAAAAAGCCACCGUGGUCACCAGCCACAGAUGCACUGAAGGAUUUGAGUUUAAAUGGAGGACACCAAAGCGUAGCUCAAAGCAAGAGUGAAGAAGCUGCAUUUAUAAAUGGUUCAGUGGAAGACAGGGACUACAGCUGCAUUUGUAAUAAAGAUAAUACUGUUAAGUCUAACGCCAGCAAGUUUUUCAAAAGAACUUCAACAACCGAUUCCACUGAUUCUGCUUUAGAUUCAGCAGUAUCUGUUGGGGACCAAACUGUUGACGCAUUGGAUACAAAAGCCUUCAUGCGUUAUUAUCAUGUUUUUCGGGAAGGGGAGCUGUGCUCUCUGAUAGAAGAGAACGUGCCUGAGCUUCUGAUACUUUCUUCCUGCUAUGACCAUGGAAACUGGUGUAUUAUUGCAGAGAAAAGAGGAAAAUAACUGUAAAAAGAACAAAACAGAAUUCAAUGACUGAGGAUUUUAAGCUGCUCCUUGUGUUCCUGUGAUUGUGCAAUCUGACGUGGAAUUUGAAUCCUUUGUAGUCACGUGCCAUCCAUUUCCUAUCUAUGUAACUAUCUGAUGCAAGGCUUGUAUAUAGGAAUGUAAGUGGCAAACGAUAUUUAUGUUUUGUUAAACUUUUAUGAAGUUAAAACCAGAAAGUUUUAUAUUGCUUUUAGCAAAUAAUUGUGUUUUUAAAUAUACUUUUAUAUUGAAAAAUAAAACUUUUUUAUAAGACAAGGAAAGGAUCAGGGCAUCUUUUAUGAGAAAUAGCCUCUUCGUAGGACAUCUACGCUUUGCUCUUGGAAUGCUUAAAACAUGUCACACUACUCCCUGUUCUUAAAGCCCUAUAAAUAGAGACAUAGGCACAUUUUAAAACACACUUGACUGUAUACUGCUUGAGUGCAUGCUGCAUAACUGGGAGCAAACAUUGUCCCAGUGCUGCUUAGUUUGGAGUAGAGUUGUUAGUGGGCAAAAGCCAUGUACAAAGCAAGCUCUGCAUGUUCUCUUAUUUGUGGUUUGUAUUUUGGAGCAAAUGACAGAAUGGAUUUUGAACAAUAAUUUGGACUUUUGUUUUGAAAACAAUUUAAUUUGCGUCUCAGGUGCAGGUUAAGUUUUGCACGUUAGCUCUCACAAAUACUUUAUCUUAAUUUCCUUUGCUGCAGGUCUUUGCUGGUUAUUUAUACAUAGGAGGCAGAGGGAUUAGUGAGAGUAGCAGUAUUCUGUAAAGGUUACAAAAUAUCAAAUAUUUGAAAUACAUAUAUCUUUUUGAUAAGCCUGGGUAGCUAAGAUAAAUAAUACUUGAUAAGAUUAAUAAAAUCCCAGUGCACAUCUGGUCAACUGUCAUAUUUGCUCUGCUCAUUCACUGACAUGAGAAUAUAUACUCAAUGGUGUGUCAAAUAAUGUAGAUAGGAGGACGAUACAAGUCAAGUUUGUAUCUAAAAUAUAACAUUUCCAAGCUAUGUUGUGUAAGUAGAUGGGUUUUGGAUGGAAUUUUGGAUUGGAUGGAUUUUGGUAGAUGGAUUAAUUUAUUUUUCAGUAGAAAGUCCUAAUGAUACUGACUAUUUUUAGAUGUGGCUGCCCAGGAGUAAUUACUGCAUGGUAAUGUACUAUAGAUUUAUUUACUGGAGUGUUGCCUGUAGAACAAUCAUUUUUGUCUUCCUCAUAGCUUGGGAUCCUUAUGCUUUAUCCUUCCUAGGUCUCUACCAAGUGCCAGAGGCAAAUCCGUGCAUUCCCUACUGCCUUUUGAAAAAAAAAAACACCAGUGUGGUCAAAGAACCAUGCAUUGGACAAUUUUGAAAUACUAUUCCACUGUGUCUGAGCCUUACUUCAGAGCAGUGGCAAUAUUCCCUGCAUCGCUGGGUCCAGCUGCUCCCUGAGCACAGCUCAGGGGCUGGUCCUGCUGCACCUUCAAGCUCCCAUUUUAGAAGCACAGUGUGAAAAUGCCCAUGCAGGCGUAUUGCAGAGCCAGAAUGGGUCGUGCUCAGCUCCACACCUCAUCUGCAACAUCCUCACAUCUGAACCUCUAAACCUGAGGUUUACCUCAUUUGCUGGAAAUUUUUGGAGGAGAUUGAGCAUUUAGAAGCAAACUCAGUUGCUUCCAUAUUAGAUAUAUAGGGGAUAUUCAGCAUCUCUGGAAUCUGGGCCAUAUGUAGGAAAGAGGUAGUUGGUGAUCAUCUUGUAUCCAAUUCUGAAAGUUUGUUCUUAAACUCCAACAUGCAGAAUUUCCAUUCCAAGCAUAUAUGAAAUUUUUUAUUGAAAAUUAAUAAUCUAAACUGACAGAGAGGUUUAUUUAACUGGGAGAAUCAACUUUAAAUUUUGUUAUCUGUACUUCUACAUUCUACCUGUAUAUUAUUCAGUGUGUAAAUAAGCAGGCUGGCAAAAUUUGGCGUAAAUUAAGAAAAAAAAAAAAAAAGGCUUCCAUUCUCUUUACAAUGGAGACUUUCUGCCCCUGUAAAAUGCUGACUGUAUGUUUCAGGCUCUACUAAAAACUUCCUGCUCUAUCAGCUGUAUGAGUUAAGAUCUGUCAGCUCAAAGCCACUAAGGUACUUUAAAAUGCUUUUAUGUUUUUUACUACCCUGUGUAGUUUGGGUUGAGAUUCUUGACUGAGGAUACUUUUCACAAUUAUUUGUUUCUGUAUUUCCAUUUUUCCUGUUCUGAGCUGAUGUCACCACGUUGUAUCACAUGAAAGUUUGGGCUGUAUUGUCAUAAAUUCCUUGGUGGGAUGCAUGUUUGGUGAACUGUUUUUCUUUUUGUUUUUUGCUGUUGGACUUGGUGAUCUUUCUAAGUCCUUUUAACUGUUCUGUUGUAUUCUAUUUGUAAAUUUCUCGUUUUCCUCUGAGAAUGUAUAGUCACCAAGUAACACAGUUUUUGAAGAUAGUCAUGAACCUCAGGUCUGCCCAGCAGGGAUGUGAGUCAGGCCUUUAUUCCCAUGUUCAGUUUCCCAUCUACCCAUAAGAGCUGCCUAGCUUUGUAACAUCUUUAUCAUCUUCUGAGAAACCAGAUUAUCUCUCUCAGAGCAUGGUGACUGUCUCUUUUGAUUGGUUUCCCUGUUGAUGAGAGCCUUCUUAAUCAAAAUAUAAUUCCCAGAAGAAUCCGUGAGAUCCCAAUCUUUAAUAGCGUGCAUACAUCCUUAAUGUCUUCAGAGAGGCGUGUGUGCAAUUGAAAAAGUCUGUAACAAGUGAAUGAAUAAAUAAAUAAAUUCCAGUUGUCCCUAUGUGCUCAGCAAUGCCCAAACUACAACAUCUUACUGCUGUAAGGUAACGGGCAAAUGUAUUCUUGUAGUUCUUGUCUGAUUUAUGGUCAAAAUUCUCACCCUGUUUAUGGCAAUAUCAAGCCCAAUACUGACUUUAGUGGGCCAGGAUUGCUCCUAAGCUGCUCAUCUGCUCUUAAGUGGCACACAGAGAUGUCUUGAUUACAUGAGAAGAGAUGCCCUGUUUUUUUUUUUUACAAUUUAAUUUACCAAUAUUGCCAUCAGUCUGAACUGGCUGAACAAAAGCUGCUACUACGUUAACUCUUAUGCACUGUAAUCCAAAUGCACAAUUGCAAUCAAAAGGGUGCAACUGAACAGAGCUAUUUCUGAAGGAUUAAUACAAUUGCAACCUUUGAUAAAUGACCUUUAAUACAUAAAAUAUUUAUAUUAGAAGUGCAGAUGUAUUUUUUUCCUACUAAUGGCAACUAAUUUACUUUCUUCCAAGCUUGUGGUAUAGGAACUCAAAAAACACAGGUGAGGUAUGAAAGCUGUAAAUAUUCUAGCAGAUUUUUUUUCUGGUACAUAUCAAUAUACAAGUUACUUAUGUGCACACUGUAAAAUCAUACCCAAUGAAGAGCUGUGUAUGUUACACCAGCAGAACAGCUGUAGUGAACCACCUGGGUGGAUGCUGAAUAGAAAUAAUGGCUCUGACCCUGGGCCUCUCCUGUGCUGUGUCUCCGUCAAGCUGCAUUCGUGUCACCAUUGGGCUGUAUUGGUAUUGACAUUGUGUUGAACCUAGUGGUCUAGCCAUUUUCUUGCUCAGCACUUCGACAGGAUUUGUGGCUGUUUUAGUAUUCCAGGAAAAUGAAGUAUGUCAGUGUUAAAUAUAUGCAGUCGUAUAUCUAUUUUGUGAGAUCAGCAUUUCUUAUUCUUGAAGUAUAUUAAUUCUGGCAGCUACCCGUGAUUUUAUCUUCCGACCUCCUUGUCAAAAUCAUGCAUAGAUACUGCUCUGUAAUCAGCUCUUUGUCCGUACAUGGAACCUAUUAUCUAGCAUUUGACAGAAAAUAUAUCCUACUUGGUUCAAAUGUUAUUUCCUACAGAACUUCUGUGCUUUAAGAUUAGUUAAUAAAUAUAUUAGCCACUGGAAACUCUGUGUCUGGGAAAGUUCUUGAUGAAUGUUAAAUUUGAGCAGACUCUGUCAGUUCCAUUUGCUCAGUAAGAGGUGGACCACAUGGGGCACGAUGGGAUUUGCUAUGAAGCCAAGGACUCUGUCUUUGCUUUAGAUGUUCGUAGGCAGCCUAGCCGUAAAUGUGCUCAUUUGGACUAGGUAAAUAAAGGUGAUGAAAUGUGA
This is a messenger RNA of Anas platyrhynchos (mallard), 6146 nucleotides long. It is a transcript of the gene TRMT9B, whose product is annotated as tRNA methyltransferase 9B (putative). The record is from RefSeq and is a predicted model, not a curated record. Gene Ontology annotation, biological process: tRNA wobble uridine modification; tRNA methylation. Gene Ontology annotation, molecular function: tRNA (5-carboxymethyluridine(34)-5-O)-methyltransferase activity; tRNA binding; S-adenosylmethionine-dependent methyltransferase activity. NCBI's taxonomy places the organism in Eukaryota, Metazoa, Chordata, Aves, Anseriformes, Anatidae. Gene Ontology annotation, cellular component: cytoplasm; nucleus.